GAGAAGCCGACUCGUGGCGCCGGCAACGAGAAGACCUCGCCUGCUCCUCCUCCUCUUCCUCCUCCAGAGCACGCCUACAAUUAACCCGCUGCAAACAGACAACGCCCCGACACACUUUUAACGACUCGGAGCGAUCUUUAUUCCUUUUCACGCGCUUUUCCCUCAGCUCUCGCUCCCGCGGCGGCUGCGCUCCCCUCACGCCGAGGGGAGGACGGCAGAGAUGCGACGGCGCGAAAGGGGCGGGGCGCCGCGCGCGCCAGGCCCCGCCAGCCAAUCGGCGCCAGCCAAUCCCUGACGCGCGGCGCUGCGAUUGGCCAGGGCGGGCGGCGGGGGGCGGGGCCUCGCGCCCGCCAUGCUGAUCACGCUGUGCUACCUGUACCUGUGGGCGCGCUGGGGGCCGCGCUCGGCCGCGCUGGUCCGCAGCACCGUGCGGAGGCUGCACCGCUCCCGCUGCUCCUUCUCCUUCUGCGCCCGGCAGCCGCAGCCCGGCGAGAGCGUCUGCCUCCGAGUCGGAGGAAAGGUGUUCUGCACCGGAGAGGCGCAGUUCCUUGAUGACUUAAACAGGUGGAGUGUGCUUCUCAUUUCUCCCUUCGUUCACUCUGAGAAGUUGCUGCCGGCAGAGCACAUCGCUUUUGUGACAGAAAGCGUUUCUGCUCACACUGAGAGCUUGCACAAAGGCCCUGACUCUUCAAAGGAGAUUGUGAAGUGGUCAGACUUUUGUUCACCCUUGGCCUAUAAACCUGGUGAACCUUUUCAGUUAAUUGCUGAAGCCAGUGUAGAUAAUUUCAGUAGCCUUGGAAUAGCCUUCCUGGAAGACAGGCUGCAGAUGGAUAACGGGAUGGUGCCACACAGGAUUGUUUCUGUCCAUCUGGAGGAGUCUGCUCUGAAGGAGCUGGCACAGGAGGCACCACCAGCGAAGGAGGAAAGCGCAGACAUGGAUGCAGUAACUCCUGAGAAAUCAGCAUUAGCACGAGGUGAGGAGGAGAAAUCCGAGCUGGAAGCAGAGAGGGAGCACGAGGAGACAGGAGCUGGGGAAAACGACCCCUUGCACCUUUCCAGCUGCCACGAGUGCCUGCAGCUUGAGAUCAGCACCAUUGAGGCAGUGAAAUCCGCCUCUGCAGAGAACAUUCCAGAGCUCCCCGACCACUGCAGCAGCACAACAGAGGAGAAGGAGGACGAGUGUCUGGAAAAAGGAAUGAGGAGAAUGAACCUGCCUGGGAAACCCCCGAAUAUCUUGAUUUACCUGGGCUCUGAGGCUGCCAAGGCCAGGUUUGAGCAGGUGAAGUCGGUCCUCAGGGAAUGUGUGGAUGCUGAGAGCUACACAAUCUACCAGCUUCACCAGGAGCAGGUGCUCAGGGAUCCCUGGAGUGACAACGCCCUGCUGCUGGUCAUUGCCACAGAGGAGCCCAUCCCCGAGGGCAGCCACAGGCACUUCAUGACAUUUUUGUCCAAAGGGGGGAAGAUUCUUGGGUUUUCCUCGUCCUUCACCUUCGGGGGCGUGCAGAUAAAGCACAGGAACAAACUGAGGAGGGCUGUGCACGAGCUGCUGGUCUCCACAAAGGACAGCCCUGAGGUGAAGCUGAACCUCCUGGUCAGUGGCUGUGUUUUUGAGGAGGGGACAAAGGGAGAUGCCAGCAGGGUGAAGGUGCUGAGUCGAUUGAAUAAUGCUGAGAAGGACGCGGUGAUUGUGCACCUCACCCACGGGAGCAGUGGAGGAGAAGCCAUCCUUUCCCAGGCCCAUUUGGAACUGGACAGCAGCUCCAUGGAUGUGCAGACUGAGGAGGAUUUUAAUUUGCUCAAGAUGAGCAAUUCCAAGAGAUACGAAGUUCUCAGGGAGAUCCUGACGUGCCUUGGGCUGAGCUGUGAACGGAGUGAAAUUCCUGUGCUGACUCCCAUUUAUCUGCUCUCUCCAGAUGAGGAGAUCCAUCUUGCUUUCCUGAAGUGGCUGGAGGGGAACGUGGAUGCUGAGGGGAUAAGGGCAUCCAGCAAGGUGUCCCUGAAAUUCCUUUCAUCCUGGGAGUCCAAAGUGGAGGUGACUCCGUCCCUGAUGCCGGUGGUCACGGAGAUGGGGAGCUUCUCCUCGGAACAUUUCAGCCUGCAGACCUACCAGCAGCACCUCCAAACCAAGAAGCUGGGGAAGAUCCUUCUCUUCACUGAGGUCACCACCACAACCAUGAACCUUCUGGAUGGGUUAAUGUUCGAGUUGCCUGAGGAGAUGGGUUUAAUAGCAGUGGCUGGUCGACAAACACAAGGGAAAGGUCGUGGUGGAAACGUUUGGCUCAGCCCCGUGGGCUGUGCCCUGUGCACUCUGCACAUCUCCAUCCCUCUACAUUCCAACCUCGGCCAGAGAAUUCCUUUUAUCCAGCACCUGGUGUCCUUGGCAGUGGUAGAGGCAGUCAGAUCCAUACCAGGAUAUGAGGACAUCGAGCUGCGGGUGAAGUGGCCAAAUGAUAUUUACUACAGUGACCUGAUGAAGCUCGGUGGAGUUCUGGUAAACUCAACACUCCUUGAAACAACAUUUCAUGUUCUCAUUGGCUUUGGCGUUAAUGUGAGUAACAGCAACCCCACCAUCUGCAUCAACGACCUUAUUGCAAAGUUUAACAGGGAGGAGGGCACAGAGCUGAGGCCUCUGAGUGCAGACUGCCUCAUUGCAAGGACUGUCACUGUGCUGGAGAGGCUCAUAGAGGUUUUUCAGGAGAAGGGACCCAACGGAGUUCUCCCCCAGUACUACAAGUAUUGGGUACACAGCGGGCAGCGCGUGCGGCUGGGCAGCGAGGACGGCGCGCCCGCCUGGAUCGUGGGCAUCGACGACUUCGGGUACCUGCAGGUGCACCAGGAGGGCAGCACCGUGCAGUCCGUGCACCCCGACGGCAACUCCUUCGACAUGCUGAGGAACCUCAUCGUCCCCAAGCACUGACAGCCCCCGCCGGCGCCACCUGAACCCGCUCACGGUGGCCAGGGGAGCUCAGAGUCUGAUUUUUCCUGUGUGUUUGCCGUGGGUGGCUGCAGCAGCUGAAAGGAGGUGGUGAUCUCACAGCUGAAGGCCUUUGUUCUUUUCAUUAAAUUUAGAACACGCCUCUGUUGCCGUUCUUUGUAAGGAUCUGUUCUGUGCAAGGAGUCUGAUUGCAAAGGAGUAUUUGUGGUGAACAGACCUUUCUCUUCAUUUACACCCUGUACUGGAGAGACUGAAGUGGCUCAAUAUUUUCCUUUUUUUGUUUCUGUGUGAUCUAGCACAGUGCAGGACAAUAUUUACUUUUUUAUCUUGUUUUUUUUUUUUUUUAAACUAAAUUCUGUUUUUCUGUGUUGCCUGCACCAAAACCAGCUGGAACAUCACAUAUUCCUGAACUGCUGGGAUCACUGCUGAGCUUAAUUCCAGGUCUAAGUGAAGACCCUUGCUGAGCUGGUUCUUCUCUUUGUACACCUCUACAAUAAUUCACCAACCCGUGCUUUGAUCUCAGGUCUGCAACUCUUAGUGGCUGCCUUGACUUUUUGAGGGAGUAUUCCAUCAGCCCCUAGGAGCUGUGCUUGGUUAUCCAAGUGAUCUGCCCUCCUCAGUCAGCUGGAUCUGAGUAAAUCAUCCCAUUUCUCCUUUAAAUCAUUGCUUUCCAAGAGGUUUCAGCCCCUGGAAGAAAAACCCAGUGGAGCAGUGUCACAGCCAGCUUGUUGGAGAAUCCCAUCUCAGGGGAUGGAGCCUCUAAUUAAUUUAGAAUUUAGUGGUAAUUCUGUCAUGAUCUCAAUGAAGUGAAGCGGAUAAAUAAAGGGAAUAAAUCAAAUCUCCUGCUGCAAACAGUGAAAAAGAGAAAUUUCUCUUUUCCUUUUUUCACUCCAGUGAAAAAGAGAAAUCACACCGUGUCCAAAUCCUCCCCACAGCUCUGCUGUCACCCCCAUCCCAGGCCAGGGGCUGGUUUUGCUGCUGAGCACUGAAAGCAAGAGCUUUAACACCUGCUGGCCUGACAGCAGCUCAUUUUUGGGGCUGCAGCUCAUUUCCAGGAGGGGGGACAGCCUGGGAAUUCUCCUGGAGCAGCCACGGGGGAGCUUGGUGGGGUUUUCUCCCAAGGAGACUCGGCCACCCCAGCUCCCCAGACAAUUCUGUGCCCACCAGGUUUGUCCCAGAUGUGAUGUGGCCACCUUCAUUUCUCUUUUUUAAUGGUGGAUCAGCCAGAUUGGUUUCCAGAAAGGAAACUGCUGUCUGCUAGCCAGAAAUGGGGGUUUGGGUUAAAGUUCACCUCAUAAACAACCCAAACAUUUUAGAUUGUUUCAGCUCCAAAGCCAAGAAGUCUUAAAACAAGGAAACUUGUCUGUAAUGGUAAUUUUGACCAAUCCUCACAUAUUAGGGUUUAAGUGGUUUGGCAGCAAGAGCAGAAAUUAAAUUGUCCCUGUUAAAUUUGGGAUUUUAUGCUCCAUCUCACAGAAGAUUUGUCCUGAUUGUCCAAACCCUGCUGGGUGUUUUUUUCCCCCAUGAUCCAAAUCCCAUGAGGCUGCACCCCAGCAUCUCCUAGAACUGCACACACACAGAGCUGCUAAUUACCAUAAUUAAAAUGAUACACCAAAUUUAGCUUUUUCUCACCAGAUGCUUUCAAAACUGUGUUGGCCUGAGAACAUUUGGCAGCUCCCUUUGAUACCAAAAUUCAAUAUUAAUGCAUGUUCUAAUCAACUGAAACUCAAGCCUGGCUUAAUAAAGCUUCAAUAAAAAAGAAGAAACCAUAUAUUUGUAUCUAGAUCUAUUAAAAAUGGGUGUGCACAUGCACACUGACAUCUUCCUGCUGCAUCCUCAUUUAUUUUCUGCCUUUUCCUUCUCUGUAAACUGUGCUGCUGCAGGAGAGCAGAGCUCUGGUGCUGCUUUUCCAACCACUGAGUUUUACAAAGCUUCACCUGAACCCAGAAUUUGUAGCUCAAGCUGUCUCAGCUUUAGGAUUUGCCCAUAGGAAGGAUCUUUUAGGGUUUUGUUCCCGUUCCACACAGACUGGGAAGUGCCUGCAGGGAUUGAACAACCAGGUUGUGCCUCAGGCUGGGGCUGGAGUGGCUUCCUUCAAACUUCUCUUAAAACUUCCUUCAGAAUUCUCUUAAAACAUCCUUAAAACUUCUCUUAAAACUUCCUUAAAACUUCCUUCACUGGGGACAAAAAAAGAUGGGGACAAGGAUAAAACAUUGAAGUUUUGGUCUGUAAAGCUUCAGUGCCUGAGCAGCAGCAGAGGGAUUUUUAGCAGCAAAAUUCUGCAACAUUUCCUGGUUGCUGUUGGUCCUUUUGUAGCUGCCUUGAUGUUGAGCAGCUUCUUGAGCUGUCAGGUUAUUCCCCAAAUUUUUUGCAUUGGGAAGAAGCUGAGGUGGAAUUCCCUUGCCACAGGGGAGAGCUCCCCAAGCCUGGCUGUGCCACAGCACUUUGCCUUUUCAGUGGCCUCUGCUGGUGUCUCACACCUCCAGCCUGGCUUUGGAUGAAGGAUUUGUUGCUCUCUCUUCAGAAGAACAAGGAGAAUUCCCGUGGGAUGAGGAAGAGCUGGGUGAAAUCCUUGUGGAUGAGCCCUUGGAGAAGCCCCUGACUGUGUCAGGGAAGCACAGGAGUGACUCUGCUGAACGUGGCGUGCCCAGAAAGCCACAGCACUUCUGCAGGAAAAUCCCUGUUUUUCCUGUUCCCCUGCGUGCCAGACAAAUGGUGUGGGGUGGCCCUGGCUGUGGGCAUGGAGAAAUCCAGGAACAAUGCACUGAAAAAGUUUCAUUUCGUGCAGCUGUCUGGAUUAGUAAAACACCUCUUCCAUUGUGAGGCUGAGCUCAUAUCUUAAACUAUUUUCUUGAUGAAGUGCUUUCAAAAAAACCAAUUUAUUCCCAUCUCCCUAUUUCUGUGACUUCAUUUUUUUUCUUUUUUUUCUUUUUUUCCUCCUGCUGGGCUCUGGUAGAACAUUUCUCAUGGUGAAAACAUUUGUGGGGGUUGUUUAUUGAUAGGAAAACUUCUGGGUGUGUUGUGAGUCCAGGGUGGGUCGUGCCCAGUCAGCAACAAAGCUGCUUCCAAAGGUUUGAAAAAGUAAUAAUGUACUUCACAUUUCAGAGGCCAGGCAGCACAUCCUGCUGCUAGUAAAGCUUUUAUAAGACUUCAGAGCUUUUUUUUUUUUAAUAUAUAUCCAACAAAUCAAGGGCUAUUACCUGGAAAUAAUAUUAAAGCAUUUAAUUCUUUAUGCUGCUGCUUCACUGUGCAAAACUUGGUUUCUUUGCUUUCUCUGGUUCAGCUGCAUCAGCAGUCUGAAGAAAAAAAAUCACUUUUUGCAACUCCUUUGGAGCUCUCUGUCAUCAAAAUAUCUGUCGUGGGAAGGAUUUGUGCAGGUUCCUGGGUUUGAUAAAAACAUUUGCAUGUCUGAGUGGUGGUGGGGAUGCACUGCCUUGAUCAGACACCAAAGAAAUUAAAUCUGAGCCCAGGAAG
Messenger RNA from Prinia subflava (tawny-flanked prinia), 6409 nucleotides. It is a transcript of the gene HLCS, whose product is annotated as holocarboxylase synthetase. Gene Ontology annotation, biological process: protein modification process. Lineage: Eukaryota; Metazoa; Chordata; Aves; Passeriformes; Cisticolidae. Gene Ontology annotation, molecular function: biotin--[biotin carboxyl-carrier protein] ligase activity. The record is from RefSeq and is a predicted model, not a curated record. Gene Ontology annotation, cellular component: cytoplasm. The transcript has 11 exons. Bases 353 to 2917 code for a protein of 854 amino acids.